AUGGGAUUUUCUGAUAAUCUCAGAAAUAUUCUUGCUUGUGAAUCUAUUUCUGAAUGUUUUGAAUUCCGCCUCAAUGUGGCUCUAGCAACUGGUGGAAAUCUGGUGAUGAUGUCACGCAUCAGGAAUGUUGAUGUCAAGCCAUUCAGUUUCACAUUUGCUUUUCAUGCAUACUUCUCUGUUUCAGACAUCAGUAAUGUGUACCUUCACCAGGUUAUUAAUAUUCUGAUACUAAAAAUGAUAAAUGCAAACUCAAAUGGGCAUGUUCCUCAAUUCAUUUUUUUAGAAGAAACAUUCAUGAAGGUUAACGUGGGUCUAAGCACACAAAAUGGGCUUGCCAAUGAUAUUUUUGCUUAUCAGAAGAGGAUUGAAGCAGAAAGAAGAUUGCACGAGGAGGGGAAGAGGAAAUCAGGGGAUAAUAUGAUUCCUGAUCUUCUGUACCGCAGGUAUACCAUAGAGGAGAUAGAGAAGGCUACGCAAAAUUUCUCUGAGUCUCUUAAAAUUGGAGAAGGAAGGAUUUACCUCAGCACUCCAAAUGUGAUUGUUGUUCUCGAUCACGAGAAGAAGAGAACAUUUGUUAUAAGAAAGGAAGGACUGCCGGAUGCAGUUGUCUGGAAUCCUUGGGAGGAGAAGUCGAAGUCUAUGGUGGAUUUUGGUGAUAAUGAGUACAAGCAAAUGCUUUGCGUGGAUGGUGCUGCCAUCGAGAAGCCGAUAACGCUCAAGCCCGGGGAAGAAUGGAUAGACAGAUUGGAGUUGUCAGUUGCUCCCUUAAGCUAUUGUUUUUGA
Molecule: messenger RNA, 783 nt
Organism: Nymphaea colorata (pocket water lily)
Lineage: Eukaryota; Viridiplantae; Streptophyta; Magnoliopsida; Nymphaeales; Nymphaeaceae
Product: putative glucose-6-phosphate 1-epimerase
Exons: 5
Coding region: 1-783 (260 amino acids)
Biological process (GO): carbohydrate metabolic process
Molecular function (GO): isomerase activity; carbohydrate binding
Source: RefSeq, a predicted model, not a curated record